Messenger RNA from Physcomitrium patens, 1405 nucleotides. RefSeq names its product sm-like protein LSM1B. Gene Ontology annotation, cellular component: P-body; Lsm1-7-Pat1 complex. Gene Ontology annotation, molecular function: mRNA binding. Gene Ontology annotation, biological process: deadenylation-dependent decapping of nuclear-transcribed mRNA. The record is from RefSeq and is a predicted model, not a curated record. Lineage: Eukaryota; Viridiplantae; Streptophyta; Bryopsida; Funariales; Funariaceae.
CUUCUUCUCUCUGGCUUGCGUUGCUGCUGUGCUGCUGUUGAGCUCUGUUCCUGUUCUGUUGUGGGUGCUGAUCGCUCCCCCUCCUCCUUCCUUCCUUCCUUCUUUCGCAUCAUCAUCGCUCAGUCCGCCCCUCACCCCCACCCCCAUUCUACCAUUCUCUUCUCUUCUGGUCUCUCUCUCCUCUCCUGUCUCUCUCCCCCUUUUCUGUGUUCAGCCUUCUUUGUCUACUGCUGCUGCUCCCUUCGGUGGUCGACCUUUGAUAUGUAGCUGUCUGUCUGUUAGUUAGUUAGUGUUGGGUUGGGUUGGGUGCCUGUUUUGGGUUUGGGUAUUCCCUGAGAUGUGCGUGAGUGAUUGAGAGAGAAGGAGCAGCUUGGAAGAAUUUUGUAUGUUUCGAGGUCAUUAGAAGCGAGUUGAGUUUAUUUUGUUUCGAUUUUGGUUUUGGUUUUGGUUUUUUUUGUUUUUGGGGUUCUGGGAUUGUGAGGUAAGGAAUUAGGUCAAGUGUGAGAGCGGUGGCAGACGAGGGGGGAGGAUUAGUUGGGAAGAGUCUCUCUUUUUUUUCUUUUUUUUUUUUUUUUUUGCCCGUUUUGGUGUGGUUUGGUGGUAAGACUACGGUUUUUGCAUCCGAACGUGGAACUGGAGGAGGUGGGAAGAAAGCGGAAUGUCGUGGUCAGGACCUGACAACUUUCCUGCUACUUCUCUCGCAGACAAUCUCGACAAGAAGCUAUUGGUGAUAUUGCGGGAUGGAAGGAAACUAAUUGGUGUGCUCCGAUCUUUUGAUCAAUUUGCAAAUGUAGUGUUGGAGGGAGCACUUGAAAGGAUAACGGUUGGAGAGCUGUAUUGCGAUCUUCCUUUAGGCCUGUAUAUUAUCCGUGGAGAAAAUGUUGUUCUCAUUGGUGAACUGGAUUUGGAGAGGGAGGAGUUGCCAUCCUUUAUGGUGCGGGUCACUCCCACCGAAAUUAAACAAGCACAGAAAGCUGAGAAAGAUGCAACAGAGUUGAAGGGUACGAUGAGGAAGCGCAUGGAAUUUCUGGAUAUUGAUUGAACUGUGAACUGAUUGAGGAGUCGGCAGGCCCUAGUUCUCCACCUGUACGAAUGCGUACCAAUUUAUGCAACCUCACACAGCAAACGAAGGGGGAGCACGCUCCGCCAGUGUGGCGAGUUUAAAGUGUCACGGUGGCCCGCACAUUUUAUCGCGGAUCUGCGUUCCUAGUGGUGGUAUUCACCACAAAAUUACCCUCUAGGGUGCCCCCAGUUUUUCUAAUUUUCCUGUUCUUUUCUUGAAGUUAUGGAGGGCUCAAUGUAAUCCAUGCUCUUUGUCAUACUUUUUCUGCGUACUUUCAGUGAAAUGUCUUUCGUAUCAGAGUUCCAUACUUUUUCCGUAUGUGUCCGUACUGGUUUCUUCCAA